AUGAUUAGUAAAAAUAUAUUCCUCGUUAUUUUGGCAGUUGUUACCUUGUGUGGAUUCACAAAUUGUGAAAUUACUUUAGAAAAUGUAUAUCAAGAAGUGCUGGAGUUACGUGGUGCCGUACGUACUCUGGAGACGAAAUUAAAGAUUCAGGACAGCCGGAUUAGUGACCUGAUUAAAACUGUUAGAAGACAAAGAAUUGUUCUUAACCAAGCCAUACUAGGAGAAACAGGCAGAGGCAGAUCAGAAAAAAACUCUACAAACAACCUUACCUCCCCGGACCAAAUCAACAAAUCAAAUAUUUUCCCUUCAAGAAAUGUUUCAAACACUGUACCUGCAAAGUCUUUAGCCCGGCUGGAAAAGAGACUGUUGACUGGGAUAUCUUCAACUGCUCCACUAGAUGUUACAGUUAAUAUCGUUGCCUUUUACGCAUAUUUAUCAACUGUACUGGCUCACACCAACUUAGGACCUGAUCAUACCAUCAAAUUUGACGUCGUAAAAACCAAUCAAGGACAAGGUUAUCACUCUGGCUCUGGUGUUUUCAUCGCACCACAGUCUGGCUUUUAUGUUUUCACCUGGACAGUUAGGGUUGGCGCAUAUAAUUCAUCUCCAGAAUAUCAUUCAUCGGAAAUUGUCAUUAAUAAUAGUGUUUACGGCAGUGCAUAUGCACUAGCGAUACCAGCCAGCAGUAGAGACGACAGUGGGACCGGAACUGUAGUUGCACAUGUCAAUCAGGGUGAUGACGUAUAUAUCAAAACGCAUUCUUCACACAAAGGUAAUGGCGGCAUCCUAAGUGAGGGAUUUGGAAGAUCUUCAUUUGCUGGAUGGAAAAUAAAUUAAAUAU
Molecule: messenger RNA, 841 nt
Organism: Saccostrea echinata
Lineage: Eukaryota; Metazoa; Mollusca; Bivalvia; Ostreida; Ostreidae
Exons: 2
Coding region: 1-837 (278 amino acids)
Molecular function (GO): protein binding
Source: RefSeq, a predicted model, not a curated record